AUGCGGAGGGGCCCAUCCGUUACAAAUACCCUUCCACUCUUCGUGGCAUCAUCGGGAUGUGCGUCUUGGGUGGAUGUUCUUUCUACAUAUUACAAGACAUGUGAGCUACUCACUGGUAUUUAUCAACCCACAACGGAAGAGCUGAAUAAGGGACUUGCGAGUAUGGAGACAUCAUGGGGUGUUUCACUCUUUUACUACGAUAUUGUGAAGGGUAUUUGUGGAUGUAAGCAACCACAUGCUCGUCUUGUCGGUACGGCAGUAGAGCGGUUUAAGCGUUGUGGGAAUUUCUACGCGAUUAAGCGGAUAAUGGAAGAAGAUGUUGACAUCACAUCUAGUGAAGGUGCUCGUUCAGCGUUAACAUACGCUUCAUUUACAGGAAUGUGGGAACAUGCAUUGAAUAUUUACAAAUCUAAUAAACGUAUGCAAAGUAAUAUAGCUGAUACUCGUGUUUUGGUGAAUUUGCUUUCUGUGAACGGUCGAUGGAAUGAGGCUCUUCAGUUGAUAUAUCGACAGUCACCACCAUUACUUAAUUCAAUGCUUAUAAAACCAAUAGUUCGUGCAUUAGGUUUCGCUGGAGAAUAUGAAAGAAUGCUGCGACUUGUUGCUGCUUCAUUGGCUCAAGGACACGAAAUGGAUGAAAGUCUUUUCUCUGCAUUAGUUAAAUCCUUGCAAAAAAGUGGUCAAUGGAAAGCUGCUCUUGAUACUGCUAUGGAUUUGGGUUUAUUUUCAUUUUCUCGGGAAUUAAACCAUCAUCACAUGUCUACAUUUAACGGAAUCAUUGAUUGUUUGUACUCUGUAGAUCCAUAUGGUAAACUUACUUUACGUGAAAUUGUAGAUGAUAUGUCUUGUCGCAUGUAUCCACGAAAGAUGCUCCUUAGAUCAUCUCAAAAAUCGGAAAAAUCAUUUCGACUUAUUCCCACAACAGAAUUAUUUCGUGCCUAUCAACGAUAUUUAAUUCCUCUUAGCUCUACCUAUUCAAGGAUUUUAUCACUAAAUAAUGUUCAUUAUCGUUCUGUAUCUGAAAUAGCUGAUGAAGCAUUUAAGCGAGGAGAAACGCUUCUAAUUCUUGAUACCAAUUUUAUUCUUCAAUGUACAGCGAAGAACCUCCCACUUAGUCAUUUCUACGCACCUAUGCGAAAACAGUAUCCACACCUUGAGAAGGAUGGACUUCAGCGUAUUGUACUUCCUUUUACAACAAUACGUGAAAUUCAUAAACUCAUUUGGAACCCUGGAUCUCAGUUAAAACGAGCAGUUCGAAGUCUUCUCUGGUCCCGAGUAAUGUCAUUUAUCAAACAACCCUCCGUUACAGUAUUAGCAUUGUCUUCAGAAUUCCCAUGCAUAUCGUUUUCAAUCAUUUCCCGUUUGGCUUAUUCUCGCCUAAAUGAACCUGCAAACGAGAGUGAUCCUGAUCUACGUAUACUAAAUACAUGUUUGGCUCUUCAGUAUACAUUUCGGCAACGAACCGCGACCUCACUUCAAGGAGGCCCUCAAAUGGCUGAUGGAACAGUGCUGUUUUCAUUUAUGAAAUAUCACAUACGACGGCAUCGACGGGAUGUUAGAGGGGUUGGUUCGAAUCAAAUGCUUUUGUGCACUUUGGAUAAGCGAUUAUCGGCUGCAGCUGAUGAAUUAGGAAUUCAAACAUUUCCACAAUUUCAUUCGUCUGUGGAAACUAUUCACAAGACUAAAUAA
Trypanosoma theileri is the source of this 1689-nucleotide messenger RNA. RefSeq lists its product as uncharacterized. The transcript has a single exon. Gene Ontology annotation, molecular function: protein binding. The coding region runs from base 1 to 1689 and encodes 562 amino acids. The record is from RefSeq and is a predicted model, not a curated record. Lineage: Eukaryota; Euglenozoa; Kinetoplastea; Trypanosomatida; Trypanosomatidae.